AUGAAGCCUUCUCCAACAGUGUUGAGGACCAUAAAACCGCGUCUGCCAAGCGUACCUGAGCCCGUUUUCCAGAUCCCAUCAUUAUCAUUGAUUUCCUUUGCCGAUUUGCCCAAUAAUGGGUUUGGAAACGGUAACUACUUUAUAUCCAAGACUAAGUUCGGCCACUGGCCCAUCUACAAGAAAGUGCAAAACACCAAAAUAACCACCGAAAUCAAGCGGAUCCAAGGUGAUGUGUUGCAAUUCAAGAAGGAUUUGGUCAGUUUGACCCGUUUAAACCCAAAAUUUGUUACGGUCAACCAAACGGCUGGAUACGUCAACGUUAAAGGUGAUGAAGUGGAGCGCUUGAGACUGGUGUUUGACAAGCACAUAAACUAA
Yamadazyma tenuis ATCC 10573 is the source of this 375-nucleotide messenger RNA. It is a transcript of the gene IMG2, whose product is annotated as mitochondrial 54S ribosomal protein mL49. Gene Ontology annotation, molecular function: structural constituent of ribosome. Gene Ontology annotation, biological process: translation. The record is from RefSeq and is a predicted model, not a curated record. Gene Ontology annotation, cellular component: ribosome; mitochondrial large ribosomal subunit. Lineage: Eukaryota; Fungi; Ascomycota; Pichiomycetes; Serinales; Debaryomycetaceae.